CAGUCAGUCAACAUGGAAUGACCCAAGCUGCUUGUGCUGGAACACACACGUGCUCGGAAGAUGCUGCAACCGCCAACAACAGCAGCAGCAGCAGCAGCAACGCCAACAGCAACAGCAACAGCAACAACUGAAGCAGCAACAAUUGCUGCAACAGCUGCAACUGGCAAUGGGCAGCGACGUCGCGUGGCAGCUAGCGACAGCAGCGGCACUCACAGUAAAACCAACAACAACAAACUAAAGCCACAGCCAAUGCAUUCCAACGAGGAGCCGCCCACGUCGGUGAUCGUCGACGGCGGCAACCAGCAACAGCAACAGCAGAAGCUGCGACGCAGCGCCAGCGCCAGCGGCAGCAGCGGGCAGCAGCAGCGACUGCGCAAGACGAGCUCAUGCAGUGCCAGCGCCAGUGCCAAGGCCACGCCCACGCCGCACACGCGCCGCCCACACAGACAGCAUUCGAAUGCCUCCGACUCGAUGCAAAAGCAACAACAACAGCAGCAACAGCAGCAGCAGCAGAAGCAACAGGAGCAAUCGCAUCGCUAUCAGCCAGCUGGACGCGCUGGCAGCAAGGAACGCUCUGAGGCGGCGCGUAGGCGUGGCACACGCCGGCACAGCGGCGCCUCGACACUGAGCGAGGCAACAGCUGGCGCCGUGCAGCGUCGCACGCGCGACACCGGCCGAGACUCGGCCGGCAGCUCCUCGACGGCGUCCAGCUGCAACGGCAGCUGCAGCUCCGACGAUGGCGACUCGACGCACUCGUCCUCCUCCUCGUCCAGCUCGUCGGGCGAGCCGAAUCUGCCCUAUCCAGGCUUCCCGGAGAUUGCCAUGAAGGCGCUCACACAGUACACGCGACCGCGCAACUGGUGCCUGAUGCUCAUCACCAAUCCAUAUCCUUUUCGAAACAAAAGCAAAGCACAGGUGCCGCAGACACCAAGGGCUGUCCUUGCACCAGCCACAUACAUACGCCUCUUUGUCUGCUCGUGCCUGCUGGGAGGCUACCUACUCGCACUCGUACAUCUGAGAGUGAAGCGGGUGCUCAGCACCGACUAG
Molecule: messenger RNA, 1047 nt
Organism: Drosophila navojoa
Lineage: Eukaryota; Metazoa; Arthropoda; Insecta; Diptera; Drosophilidae
Gene: Ca-alpha1T
Product: Ca[2+]-channel protein alpha[[1]] subunit T
Biological process (GO): calcium ion transmembrane transport; membrane depolarization during action potential; calcium ion import
Cellular component (GO): plasma membrane; voltage-gated calcium channel complex; voltage-gated sodium channel complex
Molecular function (GO): voltage-gated sodium channel activity; low voltage-gated calcium channel activity
Source: RefSeq, a predicted model, not a curated record